Molecule: messenger RNA, 1533 nt
Organism: Phytophthora sojae
Lineage: Eukaryota; Oomycota; Peronosporomycetes; Peronosporales; Peronosporaceae
Exons: 1
Coding region: 1-1416 (471 amino acids)
Biological process (GO): sodium ion transport
Cellular component (GO): membrane
Molecular function (GO): sucrose:proton symporter activity
Source: RefSeq, a predicted model, not a curated record
AUGAAGGACAUCGAAGCCGGCACCCCGGGCUACGAACUCCACGCCUCGCCCAAGCCGGGCUCGGUCCAAGGCGACGAGCCGCCGCUCACCCACCCGUCGAUCUGGCUGCUGCUCGCGGUGUCGAUGCCGCGUAUGGCGAUCAACAUGGCCUGGUCGGCGCAGUGGGCCGCUCUGGGCCCGUACUUGUCGACCAUGCUGUCGAACUCCGCCGUGCAAGCGACGCAGUUCAUCGGCCCCAUUGUCGGCGUCAUCGUCGGCCCCAGUGUCGGCGUCUUCAGCGAUCGCACCACCUCCCGCUUCGGCCGUCGCCGUCCGUACCUUGUCGUUGCUGGCAUCCUCAGCGUUAUCUGCUGGAUCGCCAUGGGCUACACGAGUGAGAUCGGCGAAGCUCUCGGCGACUCUGGCACCGACAACCGCACGUGGACGUCGGUGUUCACGAUCAUUUUCUACGCCUGGAUGGACAUCACCGUCAACAUCGUGCAGACGCCGGCCAUGCUGCUCGUCGCCGACUUUGCCGGUGACCGGCAGACGACCGGUGCCGCUCUCGGCCAGGCCUGGUCGACGCUGGGAUCGAUCGUCGUGGCUGUCUACAUCCGCGCAUUUGGAGCUGCCUACCUCACUAUGCACUGGUUCAUGGGCACGCUGUCCGUCAUUAUGAUCGUGUGCGUUGCCGUCGCGACCAUUUUCGCCCACGAGACGCCGUUGGACCCCAGCAAGUUGGCCCAGUCCACUGCUUGGGCCCAGGUCAAAGGCGCGUUCUACUCGGUUUGGCUUGGUAUCAAGACCCUGCCCCCGGUGCUGGUGGUGUACGCUAUCGGCUUCUUCUUCGUGCAGUACGGCUACACGGCCUACAACGGCAACAAGGGGCAGUUCUUUGGCCUUGAGGUGUACGGCGGAACGUCGGAGAACGCCGACAAAUGCGACCCCUGCUCGGACGAGCAGAACGCCUACAACGACGGUGUCAGUCUUGCCGGCGGCGACGCCGACCUGGCCUACAACAUUGUCGGCUACGUGUACUCGUGGUGCCUGCCCUUCCUUGUAAGCAAGAUCGGCCUCAAGUGGGUGCUCACGCUGUCCACCGUGCCGCAGAUGUUCCUGCUCAUCAUGGCCUGGGUCAGCAACAAGGGCUUCGACGUGUUCGUCGUCGCUAUCUGUGGCAUGACCUCCGCCGUCUGGUUCUCUUGCAUCGUGCCGGUCAUUAUCCACGUGAUGGGCGACGACAUCGAGAUCGGCAUGUACGUGGGUGCCCUGAACUCGGCCAACUGCUUCGGCCAGCUGCUCAACUUCGCUAUCGGCACGGCCAUCGUGGACACAUCGCUCGGCUACAAGCUGCCGGUGUUCCUCGGCGGCAUCAUGACCACGCUGGGCUUCCUCACGGCCGCCAUCUUCAUGAAGAUCAAGAUGUACAGCUUGUAAGUAGUCGGUGCCGGCAACCGUACGCACGUAUUUUGUAUGCGUAGUUAAGCAGCCUUAGCGUUUGAAACUCGUUCUUAGUUAGCACGGAUAACAACGGAAUAGGCUUGAAGUUUGUUC